Molecule: messenger RNA, 1085 nt
Organism: Eptesicus fuscus (big brown bat)
Lineage: Eukaryota; Metazoa; Chordata; Mammalia; Chiroptera; Vespertilionidae
Gene: CCDC32
Product: coiled-coil domain containing 32
Exons: 5
Coding region: 303-890 (195 amino acids)
Biological process (GO): cilium organization
Source: RefSeq, a predicted model, not a curated record
ACCAUUCCUUCCGGCUGCCGCAGACUGAGCUGAGCGGAGGGUUUGCGGGCUGCGGGGCAGGCUGUUGCAGUAGGUGAGGAGCGGCGGGGGGCCCAGCAUUUUGUGUCCGCGGUUCCGGCCUCAUCCUGGAAUACCGCAGGGAGGCCUCGGAGCCUGACUCGUCUCGCCCAGCCCGUCCUGGAGGCCAGAGUGACUGAGGCCCGUCUGGCCACCCAACUUCCCUGCGCUGUCCUGGACUUCCUAGGAGGGGAGGGGUUCCGGGCCCCGGGGUGAGAAAAUGUUUGGUUUGGCUCAAAUUCCAAAUGAAAAUGUUUGAAAGCAUUGACUCUACGGCUACAAAAUCUGGCCCGGAUCUUUGGGCUGAAAUAUGUUCCUGUCUGCCAAACCCUGACCAAGAGGAUGGUGCCAAAAAUGCCUUCUCAGACUCCUUUAUGGAUUCUUAUCCUGCAAGCACAGGCCCGAGGGAGGCCCCGGACUUUGCUACUCAGCCAGCUAUAAAGCCUUGGGCUCCCUUGCAGGAUUCAGACGUGUAUUUAGCAUCUUUAGAGAAUAAACUGAGAAGAAUCAAAGGUUUAAAUCAGGAAGUGACUUCUAAGGACAUGCUUCGAACCCUGGCCCAAGCCAAGAAGGAAUGCUGGGAUCGGUUCCUCCAGGAAAAGUUAGCAUCAGAGUUCUUCGUGGAUGGACUUGAUUCUGAUGAGAGCACCUUGGAACAUUUCAAGAGGUGGCUCCAGCCGGAUAAGGUGGCCAUCAGUACAGAGGAGGUCCAGUAUCUGAUUCCUCCAGAGUCACAGCUUGCUCGAGCUCUGGUGGAGCAGGUGAGAAGUCUACCGAGAAUCUACGGAGAAUCUAGUGAAGGACCCAGGUGUAAAUGUAUGUGGAGCAGCUGAUGCCCUUGUGUAUAAUGUUUAAGUUAAGUGAGCCAUAUUUAUCCUUGCCUCUUCUGGAUUUUCCUGCCUGUGUCCCAAGCAUUCCCUGGGUAACUUGUCAGGGGUGAGUGGGCCAAAGAAAGUGAAGUCUGCCUCCUUAAAUCCAAGCCCCAUUUGGGGCUUCUCUAAGUCCAUAAUAAAUAUGAGGACUUUAGC